Molecule: messenger RNA, 2476 nt
Organism: Nasonia vitripennis (jewel wasp)
Lineage: Eukaryota; Metazoa; Arthropoda; Insecta; Hymenoptera; Pteromalidae
Exons: 5
Coding region: 458-1816 (452 amino acids)
Source: RefSeq, a predicted model, not a curated record
GUCAACAGUGCGCGUUCUGAAUACUGACGUCGCACAUGCGCCAUCUUAUUAGCGCGAAUACUCGAGUAAAAAUUAACAACAAUGUAUUAAAAUAAACACAAAAACUUGAUUAAAAAUCUAUUUUAUUUAUUCAUAAGCCUAGGACUCGAAUAGUCUAUUUUUAAAAUCUACGUCUCAGGAAAUCCAAGAACGUAAGUCAUCGUGGGAAAUCGUUUAAACAUUCAGUGACUUGAAGAUAGUUACUGAGCACCAAAACAAAAUUGUCGUUAUGAUCUGAAGAUUGUCGGUGUAGGCAUCACUUGAAAAUCCGCUUUCGAGUCUGGCGGUAAAGUUAAUGUAUAGGGAUAGGGUUAGAAUUCGAAGAAAACUUGAGAGGAGAGGACCGGCAUUUUGCUGCUUAUUUGUUGAUUGCUGAUACUUCCUUUUAACCGGCGAAGAAUUAAGGAAAACAGCGAAAAUGAGGAGAGAUUUCCGAGUAAAAACGGAUAUAUCCAGGAUUUAUAAGGACGCCCGACAAAACAGUUGGGUUUAUAUCGACAGCUCGAAAAUUCUCUACGUUAGUCAACUCGCCGAACACGUUCGAAAGUUAUUUGAUAUCAAAAAGCCGUUUCACUUGUUGUCGAGGUCCGACGAGACUUACUUUUUCCUCCCUUUUGAAGAAGACGUUCGAAUUUUGGAAAAUAACGACACUGUCGUCGUUGUUCCUGGUACAGGCAUUACUAGCAGCCUAGUAGUAGAGAAAAGUGAAAGACAUAAUGAAACCUCACAGCAAUCCCUAAACCAAAUUUCACACCAAACACACCAAGCUUCCAACGAAGUACAAAAUGGUUUUCUCAUACCACCUACAUUGUUCCAAGAAAAGGUCAGUAAUGCAAGUUCUGAUAAAUCUUGUAAUUCGGAAAAGUCUUCAGCACAGAAUAACUUGAUGCAAACCAUAGAAAACACAUCAGGAAUUUCAUUUACCGGUAGCCUGUAUCGCACAGCUUUGCAUGAAACAAUCGCAGAUGAUACCAAGGAUUCUAAGAUAACAGAAGAUAUAACCGAAGAUAAUAGUAUCACAGAAGACAGUAUGGUAUCAAACAAAAGGAAACGCGUGCGUAAAAGGAAGCAGAGGAAGCCAACAGAGAUAGUACCUGAAAGUGACACAUCUCUCAUGGAAACUUCUGGUAAAAAGCCAAAGAUUAUUGAUUCCAUUCUGAUUUCUUCUGGAAAACAUAUUCGAUUCCAAGGUCUUGACGACGAAGAUACAGCUUCAGAUAAUAAUGUUAAUAACAUUCAAAAUGGUGAUACUAAACAUAAGCAGUCUGUAAAUAAGGAUCUUGCUGCCCUCCUUAAUUUGAGACAGAGUUCAACGCCUUUAACUUUUCAACACAAGAGGAUAAAAAGGGAUUACAUACCAGAAACCAUAAAUGAAACUUCCAUGAGUGUAGAUACUAGCACAAAUAUAAAUAAAUCGCAUGCAAAUAGUAUGAGUUCAAGUAAAUCAAUGAUUGAACCAGAAAGGAUAAAAGAGAACUCAAUGUCAAACAAAAGUGCAGCAGAUGAUACUGUAUCUUUCAAGGUUUUUAGAAUGGCAGAAGAUUAUACUCCACAAUUAUCAAGUGUGAUAAUUGCUAAAGUUUUAGCUAAGAGUUCAGAUGAAUCUCAAUACACCAUGAAAAUAUUGCAUGGUAGAGAACAGCUGCAAGACCCAGAAGGUAAAUUUUCACUUCCAAAAGAUGAAAAAGAUAAGGAUGAUGAAGAAAAUGAUGUGGUUGUUCUAGAGAAAUCCACACUCUUGGAACUAGCAAAAGUCUCGGCGAUCGGGACUGCGUAAUUUUAUCUAUCGUACUUUUCUUAUUUAUAAUGUGUAAGUAUUACCCAAGUUUCGUCAAACGUGUUAAAUAUUAUUAGGUGACGCAAGUAAAAGUUAAAUUAAUAUUUUUUCGUUAUGAUUGUCAUAAAUAAGUGAAUUUCGUUCAGUAACUUAAUAGUUUAUUUUUAUCUUUGCUCAUACAGUUAAACAAUUUUAAGUGCAAGAUUUACGUUGUAAACAAAGUGUUAUAAAUCUCUUUAUAUAAUUUAUAUUAUUUAAUAGAUAUGUAAAAACUUCAAUUGAAAAGCACAUAGUCAACAUCUUCUUUUAAGUACAAUGAUUUAAGAUUAUCUUCAAAAACACCGUUUGUCAUAUCCUGCAAACAAAAAUGUUCAUUAUUACAAAUGUUGUUUUCACUUGACUUUGUAAAACUUACUAGUUUUACACAAAUAAUAAAAGGUGGCUGAGCUUCUGUGAAAUGUACUAUAGGGAUAGGAUCUUUAGCUUUUCUUUUGAAUGCAUCGUAUGGUGUAUAUUUUCGUCCUAUUUUUUUCUCGUCCACGUCACAUAAAGCUAUCACUCGUUUCUGAAAUAAAGUUUAAAAAUGUUAAAUAUCGGUUUCUUGACUGAAUUUUUGUAAAAUAUUUUAUAAUAAAUGAUAUUUGCAUGAAAGGAAAGUAA